Molecule: messenger RNA, 2650 nt
Organism: Antechinus flavipes (yellow-footed antechinus)
Lineage: Eukaryota; Metazoa; Chordata; Mammalia; Dasyuromorphia; Dasyuridae
Gene: CXCR6
Product: C-X-C motif chemokine receptor 6
Exons: 2
Coding region: 679-1704 (341 amino acids)
Biological process (GO): G protein-coupled receptor signaling pathway; immune response; inflammatory response
Cellular component (GO): membrane
Molecular function (GO): coreceptor activity; C-X-C chemokine receptor activity
Source: RefSeq, a predicted model, not a curated record
AAGAUCAUAUAAAUGCUCAUCUUUUUACCUCACCCUCCCAGAAUGCUACCCCUGCCCCUCAACUCUGCCUCUCAGCUUCCCUUCAGUCGCAGCUCAAAUUCUACCCUUGCAGAAAUCCUUCCUGUCCCUCCAUCCCUUGCCUUCCCCUCUGAGACUAUCUACCAUCUACACUAUACAUGUUUAUACCUAUACAAUUUUUACAGGCUUUCUCACCUUCAAAUUUAAGCUUCUUAAGGGGCAAGGACUAUAUUGUUGCCUUUCUAUUUCCUAGCCCUUGGCAUAUAAGUUCAUAAAUGCUUGUUGACUGAAACUUUCACAAACAUUAUUGUAAUUAUUAUCACCUAUCCUACUCUUUACUAUUGCCACCCUAAUACUUUACAACUGUGAAAAUGGAACAAAAAGGGUUUAACUGACUUGGACAGAGACCCAGAAUCAGUCUUGAUUAACUCUGACUUAUCUGGAUCCAGAUUGGUUGGGGGCAAACAAGUGGGAGGGGUAAGUACCAUCAAACUCCAUGGUCAACCCAAGGCUUCUGGUAUAAAAGGAAACUAGUCAGAAGCCUAGGGAAACCACAUGCACUGAGGUGCAAAGGCUGUAUCAUUAUGAGCUUAUUUCUGAUAACCAACUAACUGAGCAUCAGCACUGAAAGGGAUUCUGGCAAUUGCUAAAAAGAGAGUCAUGGAAGAAGAAUAUGAAUACGAUCCCGAUAUCUGGAAAUCAGGAGACAAUAUCAGCAAGGAGGAGAAUGAGAAUUUUCUGAAAUUCAGGAAUAUUUUCCUACCCUGCAUAUAUUUGCUGGUGUUCUGCUUUGGCUUGGUAGGGAACGGUCUGGUGCUGGCAGUCUAUAUUUUUUGCCAGAAGACAAAGAGUCUGACUGACCAGUUUCUUCUGAACUUGCCCAUCGCUGACUUCUUAUUUAUCUGUACUCUGCCAUUCUGGGUUUAUACUAUCCUCCAUGAGUGGAUCUUUGGGGAAGUCAUGUGCAGGGUUGUCCUGGGGAUGUACACCUUAAAUUUCUACACAUCCAUGUUGUUCCUCACUUGCAUCACCAUUGACCGGUUUGUGGCAGUAGUUCAGGCCACCAAGACUCACAACUAUCAAGCCCAGAGGAUGACUGUGGGAAAGAUUAUCUAUAUCAUCAUUUGGGUGGUCUCUUUCCUGGUUGCCAUCCCACAGUUCAUGUAUGCCAAAGUUACUAAAAAUGACAAUCAUAUUUGUCAGUAUGAAGCGGCAAGCAUUUCUACUGUGGUCCUCUCCUCUCAAAUGACCAUUGGGUUCUUUCUGCCUCUAGUAACCAUGAUCAUCUGCUACUCAGUCAUUGUCAAGACCCUGAUACAUGCCAGGGGUUUCCAGAAGCACAAGUCUUUAAAGAUUAUCUUCUUAGUGGUCACAGUGUUCAUCGUCACCCAAUUACCUUUCAAUCUCCUCAAGCUUAUCCGUACCACAAGUUGGGAGUAUGACACAGAGCCUGGCUUCCUCUAUGCCCUCGUGAUAACCGAGGCCAUUGCUUAUCUCCGGGUCUGCCUCAACCCCCUGCUGUAUGCCUUUGUUGGGGUGAAAUUCAGAAAGAAUUUUUGGAAACUCAUGAAGGCUCUCAAGUGCCCCCAUGCCGCAGAGAAAAUAAGCCAGCUUCAGUCCAGCAAUGACACCUCCAAGAGUUUUUCUGCUUCCAAUACUCAGGCCUCCAGCAUGUACCAGCUGUAGCUCAUGCCCACCAUUCAGACAAGAAAACAAGUAUGUGUUAAGUGCCACCACAGGGGUGUAGACACUGCACUCAAUGUAAUUAAGUGAAUUAUUUUGGAAGAUUAUAAGAUGACUAUAUCGUGAGUGGGAUUUUUGCUUGCAAAUUCUGGAUUACCACCAAGAAGUGAAUAAGAACCAUUUUUCUGGGUACCAAGGAUCCUUCUAUAAUUAAUAGAUCUUAGGCUAACCUGAUUCCUUCCUUGAAUAGGAGCUAUUGCCCAGACCUAAGUUCAAUGGUUAUAAAAAUCAGAACACGGCAAGGACUUUCCCCCAACCCCAUGUACUAUGUGAUCUGAGAAACACUGAGUAAAAUGAAUGAACAUGUAAAUUACUCAGAUCCCCCCAGUGUCAUUGCUUUCUUCAAGACCUGCCUUUGGGAACUGGAUGAAAGGGACAAAAUGUCACCAGUAAAACUAUGGACUCCAUGAUUUAGAUACUGUCAUGGAGAGCGGACUACAAAAGCAGCUCUGAAAAUUGAGAGUGGUCCAGAUCUCUGGGAAUGAAAGGAAACAGGAAAACGAAAUACAUCAGCCAGAAGGCCUAAAAACAGUCAUCUAAUUUGUCUCCCUUUAUCUACUUUAUCUACUGCUCUCUCCAGUUCCCAGCUAUUUCAUUUCCAUGCUCACAAGAGUCAGUCUACUGCAGGAAGGAGAGAUUGGCAGUGGAGUGAUUAGCUCUGAUAAAUGAGGGCAGACAUAACACCAGCUUCAUAAUCUGAAGAGAAUUCAUGUAUAUUGCUGAAAGUGUUGAGUUGUUUUUUAAGUAGAAUUAAGGGUAACUUGUGAACCUGCUGUUUCUUGUACAUAAAAUUAGAUUAAAAAUGCUUAUUCUAGGUCUGUGAAAAGUAUCUUUUCAUUAUUAUGGCGAGAUCAUAAUAAAUAUUGUUUUGUUUUUUCAUUACAAACUA